Messenger RNA from Acanthisitta chloris (rifleman), 2283 nucleotides. RefSeq names its product GTPase activating protein (SH3 domain) binding protein 1 (gene G3BP1). The record is from RefSeq and is a predicted model, not a curated record. Lineage: Eukaryota; Metazoa; Chordata; Aves; Passeriformes; Acanthisittidae. Gene Ontology annotation, cellular component: cytosol; ribonucleoprotein complex. Gene Ontology annotation, molecular function: mRNA binding.
UUUCAGUUGACCAAAGAAAUGGUGAUGGAGAAGCCAAGUCCCCUGCUGGUCGGGCGGGAAUUUGUGAGGCAGUACUAUUUUAACCAAGCACCUGACUAUUUGCACAGGUUUUAUGGAAAGAACUCUUCCUAUGUCCAUGGUGGCUUGGAUUCCAAUGGAAAACCAGCUGAUGCAGUCUAUGGGCAAUCUGAUAUCCACAAGAAGGUGCUGUCCUUAAACUUCAAGGAUUGCCACACAAAGAUUCGUCACGUGGAUGCCCAUGCCACCCUCAACGAUGGGGUUGUGGUGCAGGUGAUGGGAGAGCUCUCCAACAACAUGCAGCCUGUGCGCAGGUUCAUGCAGACAUUUGUGCUGGCACCCGAGGGUUCUGUUGCAAACAAGUUCUAUGUCCACAAUGAUAUCUUCCGCUACCAGGAUGAGGUUUUUGGGGACUCUGACACUGAGCCUCCAGAGGAAUCAGAGGAAGAAGGAGAGGAACCUGAGGAAAGACAGCAGACACCUGAGGCUGUUCCUGAUGAUACUGGUGCUUAUUACGAGCAGGCUGUCAGCAAUGACAUUGAGGAACACCUGGAAGAGGCUGCAGCAGAGGCAGAGCCUGAGCCAGAGGCAGAACCUGAACAGGAGGCUGAACCAGAGGCACAGGAAGAGAAGUCUGAGCCAGCACUGGAGGAGUCAGCUCCAGAAGAGACUGCAGAAAAGAGUCCUUCUCCAGCUCCUGCUGAUCCAGCUCCUGCAGUGCAAGAGGACUCCAGGACAUUCUCCUGGGCAUCAGUAACCAGCAAGAACCUUCCUCCCAGUGGGGCUGUUCCAGUAUCAGGAAUACCACCUCAUGUUGUGAAAGUACCAGUCUCACAGCCCCGCCCUGAGGCAAAGCCUGAAUCUCAGACCCCUCCUCAGAGACCUCAGAGGGAUCAGCGAGUGAGGGAGCAGCGAACAAGCAUCCCACCACAGAGGGGUCCUAGACCAAUUCGUGAGGGUGAACAAGGCGAUGUGGAAACCAGAAGGAUUGUGAGAUACCCGGACAGUCAUCAGCUUUUUGUUGGGAACCUUCCUCAUGAUGUGGAUAAAUCUGAACUUAAAGACUUUUUCCAAAGCUAUGGCAAUGUUGUUGAACUUCGCAUCAACAGUGGUGGAAAGCUCCCCAAUUUUGGGUUUGUGGUGUUUGAUGAUCCUGAACCAGUUCAGAAGAUCCUUAGCAACAGGCCCAUCAUGUUCAGGGGAGAGGUGCGCCUGAACGUGGAGGAGAAGAAGACGCGAGCUGCCAGGGAGGGUGACCGCAGAGAUAACAGACCUCGUGGACCUGGAGGCACUCGUGGGGGGCUGGGAGGUGGGAUUCGAGGGCCUCCUCGUGGAGGAAUGUCCCAGAAGCCAGGAUUUGGAGCUGGAAGGGGGAUCGGGCAACGCCAGUGAAUGCAUCGUGGAUGUUGACGUGGUGGCGCAAACCCUUUUUCCUGCAGAUUUGUGAAUUUCAGCCUUGGGUAUCUUGGAAUGUGGCCCUAGCCUGUUAUAGACUGCUACGUUUGAUACUAUUUUGGCCCCUUUUUGUUUGUGUUAUGGUUCUGUGAUUUUAUUUUUUUCUAGUCCUUGUCCCAGAUUCCAGCUUUGUGGAACAAUGUUUUAGGAAAAGUGGAUUUUAAAAAGAACGGAACUGAAUUUUCUUCUUCACCUCAAACUUACGGACUGGAUUUUUUUGGUACCAGUGGUUUUUCCUAAAGGAAUGUCUUUCUUUUUUUUUCUUUUUUUCUUUUUUUCCUCCCCCCUUCCUACUGAAUUUGAGUGCAUUUCAGUCAGUGGAAUAAUAUUUCACGUGCAUGCGUUCAAGAGCCUGUAGGAAAACGUAGUACUUGGCAAGUAUUUCAAGGGCAGAAAAACAAAACUAUUGAUUUAUUCUUUGAGGGUCAUACGAACAUCCUCUGGUCUGGAGAUAUUGCCACUUGACAAAUUGACUUUCUCUUUGUGGCGCUGUAAAAGUGGAAUAAUGGGUUUCUGUAGGAUCUCUUUUUCUUUUGAUACAUGAUCACAGAAAUGAAUUCGAACUACUGUUUUACCACUUUGAAAUUUUGGAUUGUGGGAUAGGUUUUAAAUGUCUAGAACUUGACUCUUGAAACACUUUUCCUGAACUUGUGAAAUUUUUUUAUUGAACUAGGGAGUUUUUUUCAUGUUUAGUUUGUAUUUGUAUAAAAAAAAAGCAAAAUUGUUGUGCCUUCUAUUUAUCUCUCAUUCCAGUCUUGGCGAAUUGUUUAAUAAAAUAAAAAUAAAAAAGGUCUAGAUUUGCUUUAUCAA